This is a messenger RNA of Ogataea haglerorum, 1665 nucleotides long. RefSeq lists its product as uncharacterized. The coding region runs from base 1 to 1665 and encodes 554 amino acids. The record is from RefSeq and is a predicted model, not a curated record. Gene Ontology annotation, molecular function: phosphatidylinositol binding. The transcript has a single exon. Gene Ontology annotation, biological process: retrograde transport, endosome to Golgi. NCBI's taxonomy places the organism in Eukaryota, Fungi, Ascomycota, Pichiomycetes, Pichiales, Pichiaceae.
AUGGAUUACGAUGAGUUUAGCAAUGACAACAACCCAUUUGCAGGCUCCAAUCACUUUUACUCUAAUGGGAUAAGCACAACCACUGAACAUGUAGAGCCACAAGACAGCAACACCAGCGGAGCUAGUUUAGGAGUCCAAUCUGUGGAUAGCCAGCCUCUUGUCAGUCACAUAUCAGCUCAAACUUCGGAUAAUACAAACGUUGUGAUUACAAACUAUGAAGUUUUGCGAGAUUUCAAGAACAUCACAACAGUAUACUACAAAAUAGAAUACAUGUCCAACAGCGUGUUGCGCCGCUACACAGAUUUCGUUUUCCUUCGUUCUCACCUCACAAAACUGUUUCAGGCGAAAGUGAUACCACCAAUUCCAGAAAAACAUUCGCUGGGGCGACUGAUCAAGAAUCCAUUCACCUACAAAUCAGACACAAAGAUAAUAUACAGACGAAUUCGACUACUUCAGUACUUUCUCACAGAGCUUAUAUCCGAUCCUGAAAUUAGACAAGCGGAAGUUCUUGUCAGAUUCCUGGAACCUUCACAAAGAAACUGGCAUCAGGUGGUAAAGUCUGGGCAUGUUGCCAGCUUAUCUUCGAAAUCUGUGCUGCUAACUUCGCCCAGAAAUCCAACCAUACCCAACCCAUAUUUAGUCUACCUACCAAUCCCGCCUCUUGGACUUGCGACGAAGUACAAUUCAAGCCUCAAUUCACGGAUAUUUGUGCCAUUGGAGAAAAAGACUAAGCUUUUGUUGCAAAGAGUCCAGGGGCUGGAACAAAUAUGCAAAAAACUCAUCAAAGAUUUUGAAAAAAACCGCUUAGCCAUGGUCGAACUUGGCGGAUUCUUCAAUAUAUUCAGUAUCUUGGAGGAUCAACAGAAAUAUAUCGAGGAAUUUGGAAACAAGAUCGAUUUAACCUUUUUGAAUAUUGAGAUCUUAACAAAGUCCAUCACAGUCAAGAUCUACGAACCAUUGAUUAUAUUACGCCUUACGUUAGUUGCGAUUUUACGUCUACUUCAUUAUAGAAAGCUUAAAGAGUUGCAAUUAUCCCAUCUGCAAGAAAUCAUUGUGAAAAAGCAGAUCCGACUUAAAAGUUUGAUAGAACGAGUGACAUCAGAGUUUAAACUCAACCAGGUGUUGCAUGAUAAUUCUGUCGAUUCUCCAAGCCUGAACAGAGCAAUAAAUGAGCUGAAAAUGAAAAAGCAGAAGCGCAAACAGUUGGACGAAUCAUCUCUUAUCAUAAUCAACGAGCAGCUGCACAAGGACAACGACGAUGAAAGCUUCAUCAGAGAUCACGAUAACAAUUCUACACUGGAUAAAAGCAAUCAGGGGAACUGGAAGACAGCCAUUGCCGGAACAUCUUCAUCUGCAUCAUCAAACAAGAUUCAUGCGAGAUCCCCGUCUAGCCACAAAUCGGUCUCAAAAUUAACGCCCGAAGAAUUAGGGUCAGAAAUUUCUACAGCUCGCCUAGAGCUCAGCGAAAAGCUGACUCCAUGCUUUACAAACCUUAUGCUUGAUGUGAAGUUUAUCAGUAUUGAGGUAGAAAAGAAUGUCAACAGUCAAUUAGCCAAGGUGAUUCAAAAGCUGUACGAUAUCAUGAAUGACUGGCAAAGUGUGGUUUUCAUUGAAUUUGCGCAUAGCUGCCUCAAAAUAUGGAGUAAUGAUACAUGCCUGAGUUGA